GAUGGCUGCCUCCAUGCGACCAGCUUGUCGCUUCAGUACCGGCGAAGCUGUUGGAGGGGCUGCUGUUUAGAAUGGGCAGUUUCCUGCCACCGGCUUUAGGGAAUUUAUAACGCAGCAGCAUUAUUGUUAUUAUUACUCACCAGUUCUGUUCUUCUACUAUGAAGUAGGAAGAAGAAGGCACUAUGGGAGGGAGAUGCAAAUUGUGAGGCGUGUUUAAAUCGGUGUGGGGCGCCUCAUGGGAUAGUCUGGGGAAAGCAGGAACGAAUAAGAGGUUGAGUGGAUUGGAGUGGAGCUUCAUACCCUCCUCAGAGGGCUGGGCCGUGUUGGCUCCGAGUGAGGAGAGUGGUUGCCUUUGACUCCUCCGAAGCGUCCAAGGCAGGCAGUGAAGAUGAUGCGCCCCGCGUUGUUGGCGCCCCUUGCUAGAAGUUGCUCUCGGACUCUCUCGCCGUUCUGGGAAGGAGGAGGGAAGGCGAGGCAGCGGCGCUGCCUCUUCUCUGGCUCUCCUUCGUCGGCUUCUCAUUGGAGCAAAGUGGUCUCUGAAGCGGAGAAGAUCGUGGGCUACCCGACCUCCUUCAUGAGCCUCCGCUGCCUCUUGAGCGACGAACUGAGCAACAUCGCCAUGCAGGUGCGCAAGCUGGUGGGGACCAAUCACCCGUUGCUCAACACCGCCAGGGGUUUUGUGUCUGAUAGCAAGAACAAUCUGCAGAUGAGAGGUCUGGUAGUUUUACUUGUGUCUAAGGCAGCUGGACCCAGCAUAACAACAGAAAAUUCCUUCCAGAAUGACAUGGUCAGUGGGAUAUAUUCCAGACAGCGGACUCUGGCUGAGAUUACGGAGCUGAUCCACACUGCUUUCCUGGUCCAUUGUGGGAUAGUAAACAUUGGUGAACUGACAACCUCAGAUGGCCGUUUGAAGGACAUGCAAUUUGGAAAUAAAAUGGCUGUCCUAAGUGGUGAUUUUCUUCUAGCAAAUGCUUGCACAAACCUUGCUCAACUGCAAAAUACGAAGGUGGUAGAGAUCAUGUCAAGUGCCAUUGGUGAAUUAGUACAAGGGAUAUAUUAUGAAAAUGCAAACUUAACAAAGGAAAAUAAUCUCACUGAUGACAUUGGAAUAUCAACUUGGAAAGAACAGGUUUUCCUGUCCCAUGGUGCCUUGCUGGCAAAGAGCUGCCAAGCUGCAAUGGAACUGGCAAAACAUGACACAAGGAUUCAGAAUAUGGCCUUUAAGUAUGGCAAGCACAUGUCUAUGAGUCAUAAGCUAAAUGUCGACAUUCAGCCUUUUGUUAAUGAAAGUUCUAAAGAUUCUGUGGCCUUCGGUUUAAAUUCUGCUCCUGUAAUCUUGCAUCAAGAGUUCAUUGGAAGAGAAGCCUGGAUUAAACAGAUUAAAGAGGCUCAAGUUAAAGGAAACCUACUAGACUAUAAGAAGUUGCAAGAUGCAAUCAAGGCUGGCAAAGGUGUGACUUCAGCUAUUGACCUGUGCCGUUUCCAUGGAAACAGAGCACUGGAGGCUCUGGAGUGCUUCCCUCCCUCAGAGGCCAGAUCUGCUUUAGAAAACAUUGUUUAUGCCGUGACAAGAUUUUCAUGAUGUACAACUGGAAAAAGAAACUACUGUUAAUUUACAGAAAUGAGCGGAACGCAUCAUAGUUGUGAGAGCCAAAAUCUGCCAUUGCUGAGAAUCUAAAUGUGUCGGUGGCUUUAAAAAAAAUGUGUUUCUGUUCCACUCACCACAUUCCCAAAUGAACAUCUAUCCUUCGGAACUGCUACAAACAAAAUUAGGGAAAAAAGGUCAAACAGUUUUCACUUGUCAUGCCAGAAGCACACUUGAGGCUGCACUGGUAGAAAUAAUUAAUGAGACUCGCUUCUGUGACCUCAGCAAAUGGACAGGAAAUAAGUCCUUAUUGAUUGGACAUAGCCAGGGAUGGCGCCAGUGUGGUGGCCUGUGGUUUUCCUGCACUAGAGAAGACAGAGGGGGGCGUGAAGCUGCAGGUGUCAGGAGGAAUGCUUUCUAAAUCUGCCAGAGAGAGGGCUGUUUAAAACCAGAAUUAAUGUACCAAUUUAUCAACAUGAAGGGCAGCUCGAUGAAUUAGCAGGGGAAAGGAGGGAAUCUUUUAUCUGACUGCAUGCAGCUAUGUCUGCCUACUGUUUCUCUGUGUAUUUAAAUAUGAAAUCACCUUGUGCCUAAUGUGUUGCGUGUUUGGAAGUGUUGCUGAGGGAGCACAUCAGGUAUGGUAAGAGCAUUAGGAUAUUGAUGUGGUUCUGUAUAAAAGAACAAUUUUGAACACAUUUUUGGUAAAGUUUUCAAUUUGGUUCUAGCAAUGGGAUUUUAAACUUCCAGGACAGUGAAGUAUUUGACUUCUGUAUAUCAUUUCAUUUCCUUCAACAAAAACAGAUACUACAUUUUUCUUCGAUUCAGUGAACAUUCUGAUUCUGUUCAUACGAAAUAAAUGCUUCUUCAUAAGUCUGUGCUUCAUUAUUCUGCCAUAAAGGAUUAAGGGAUAGUUCUUCUCCCCCACCCCUCCCCAGUCAGUACAGGAUUUCAUUCCCUGAAUAGAUGUAUAUUACAUGAGAAGUUUUUUAACCUUACUGUGUCAAAUGUUAAAGUCCUAUUACAGAGAGAAUACAAGGUAUAUCAGAAGCCUGGAAUCUGACACUGUCUCUAUUUUGUUCAUAGGAGAUGAUUUUUGUGGUUUGCAUGCUUGCAAUCUGAGAACGUCGUUGACAAGAAGGCUGAGUUUACAUAAAUGAUCCAGAUUGAGACUCAGCUACCUUUCUUCCUUCUGUGGUGUAAUUACAGCCCAAUCUGGAGACAGCUAGCACAGCAAACAGAUUUCAUUACAUUGCUCUCUCAAACACUAAGUGGAGUUAUUUCAGUUAACUUCUUCACACACACACACACACA
Molecule: messenger RNA, 2896 nt
Organism: Elgaria multicarinata webbii
Lineage: Eukaryota; Metazoa; Chordata; Lepidosauria; Squamata; Anguidae
Gene: PDSS2
Product: decaprenyl diphosphate synthase subunit 2
Exons: 8
Coding region: 389-1582 (397 amino acids)
Biological process (GO): isoprenoid biosynthetic process; ubiquinone biosynthetic process
Cellular component (GO): transferase complex; mitochondrion
Molecular function (GO): prenyltransferase activity
Source: RefSeq, a predicted model, not a curated record